AUGGGUUCAUUGGUUGCCCUUUCGGAUCGGCCUCACCGGUCUGGGGAUGAUGAACAGCCUGCUGAUGUUACGACAGGUGCUGAGCAACCGGGCGGGGACGAGACAAAUGUCGUGGAACCGAACCCAGACGGCGGGUACGGGUGGGUGGUCAUCUUCGUCUGCUUCGUCCAUACCUUCUGGCAGAACGCCUGGACCGGGUCAUGGGGCAUCCUUCAAGUCGCUUUGCUGGAGACAACCUUGCGUGACUCCACAUCAAGCACCGUUUCCUUCAUCGGAUCUCUCGGUAUCGCUUUGUCCUGUGCUCUGGGCAUCUUCACCAUCCAUCUCGCCCGCACGAUUGGUGCCCGCUGGACCAGCUUGAUCGGCAUCCUGCUGUACAGCAUCAGCAACAUCGUCAGCGCCUGGGCCGUAUCCAACGUCGGUGGUUUAUUCAUCGCGUGCGGCUUUACGUACGGACUUGGCGCGUGCCUGAUGUACACCAUGUCCAACAGCCUGCCCAUACAAUGGUUCAGCACCAAGCUCGGGACGGCCAACGGCAUCGUCAAGCUAGGCGGAGGCAUCGGGGCCACUGUCAUGGCCAUCGUCACUGGAGUGCUUACCGAGAGAGUUGGCAUCGCGUGGACGUUCAGGAUAUUCGGUCUCCUGUCGCUGGCCACGGGCGUCCCGCCAGCUUUCUUCAUCCGGGAGAGGAUUCCCGCCCAGGGGAGUUUUGACAUCGACUGGUCUCUUUUCAAGGACGUUGCCUUUUCCUGCCUCUUCACCUCCGGCGUAGUCGGGGUGUUCUCCAUCUACGCACCACCAUUCUUCUUACCCGCCGUGACCACCUCCCUCGGCUUCUCCGGCUCCGUCUCUGCGGGCGUCGUGGCCUGCUUCAAUGCGUGCAUGGCGAUCGGGCGUCUCACGUCGGGGUUUGCAUGCGAUAAGUUUGGGAGUAUGAACACAUUGCUGCUGACCAUGGCUCUCAACGGCAUCACCAUGUUCGCGAUAUGGUCCUUCGCGUCUACAUUGGCUGUUCUGAUAAUCUUCUCCGUCCUCAACGGGCUCGCUAACGGCGCCUUCUUCGUGGCCCUGCCCACGGCGGUGGGGAGGCUUGCGGGGGAACGCCGCGGAGCAGGAGCGGUGAGCAUUGCUAUUACCGGAUGGACCCCCGGCUUGUUGGUCGGCAAUCCCAUCGCCGGAGUCCUAAUAGACGCGACGGGCGCGGGUAGCUCUAGUUCUAUCGUGGCCUACAGGCCCGCUAUAUUCUACGUAGGAGGGACGGCACUGCUUUCCCUUGCCUUCGUUGUGGCUGCACGCCUGUCAGUUGAUAGACGUCUCGCCAUAAAACUGUAG
Molecule: messenger RNA, 1332 nt
Organism: Aspergillus tanneri
Lineage: Eukaryota; Fungi; Ascomycota; Eurotiomycetes; Eurotiales; Aspergillaceae
Exons: 1
Coding region: 1-1332 (443 amino acids)
Biological process (GO): transmembrane transport
Cellular component (GO): fungal-type vacuole membrane
Molecular function (GO): transmembrane transporter activity
Source: RefSeq, a predicted model, not a curated record